Molecule: messenger RNA, 2066 nt
Organism: Gasterosteus aculeatus aculeatus (three-spined stickleback)
Lineage: Eukaryota; Metazoa; Chordata; Actinopteri; Perciformes; Gasterosteidae
Gene: gba1
Product: glucosylceramidase beta 1
Biological process (GO): glucosylceramide catabolic process
Molecular function (GO): glucosylceramidase activity
Source: RefSeq, a predicted model, not a curated record
UAGAAGUCCAUUUCAUCGCCUGAACGGCGCGUUGGGAGGUACACUUCCGGUACGCCACAUUGGUCCGAGAUAAAGUGACGGCCGAGUUUGAAUGUUUCUUUGAAUCAACCCGCGGGACAUGACAGAGUUUCUGUCAGCGUCCUCUGAGAUAAAAUGGCAUCUGCGCUUUUGGCCCUUGUGCUCCUCACGGCAGAAGUGACCCUCUCUAAAGGGACCAAUCAAUGUGUCGCCAGAAACCUGGGCCACGACUCUGUGGUGUGUGAGUGCAACUCAACCUACUGUGACAGCGUGGGGUCCGUCGCUCUGCCUCCAUUGGGCCAGUACUCCUCCUACCUGAGCAGCAUGGCCGGCAGCAGGCUGGAGGCGGGCCGGGGCCGGGUCCGGGUCAACGGCACCGGCGCAGGCCUCAGGUUGACCGUCGUUCCCGACCAGAAGUACCAGAAGAUCAGGGGGUUCGGUGGAGCCAUGACGGACGCGGCAGCCAUUAACAUCCUGUCUCUUUCAGCUGGUACACAGGAGCAGCUGCUGCGUCAGUACUUCUCCCCUGAAGGUAUCGGUUACAGCGUGGUGCGCGUCCCCAUGGCCAGCUGUGACUUCUCCACCCGCCUGUACACAUACGCCGACACACCUGGAGACUACGACCUGGACAAUUUCACACUGGCCCCCGAGGACGUCAAAAUGAAGAUCCCUCUCCUGCAGCGCGCUCAGGCCUUGUCUCCUCGCCCCCUGGCUCUGCUGGCCAGCGCCUGGAGCGCCCCCGCCUGGAUGAAAACUAACGGUGCUCUCAUAGGAAAGGGCUCCCUGAGGGGCCGGCCCGGGGGCAAGGAGCACAAAACCUGGGCUCAGUACUAUAUCAGGUUCCUUGAGGAAUAUGCUAAAUAUAACUUGACCUUCUGGGCUCUGACUACAGGGAAUGAGCCCUCUGCAGGACACAUAACAAACUACAGUUUCCAGGCUCUUGGCUUCACUCCUGAGGAGCAGAGGGACUGGGUGGCUCUGGACCUGGGCCCUGCCCUGCAUGCUUCCUCACACCCACGCACACACGUCCUCAUCCUGGAUGACAACCGUCUGCUGCUGCCUCACUGGGCCAAAGUGGUCCUAAAUGACAUUCACGCAGGAAGGUUCAUUCAUGGCGUGGCGGUUCACUGGUACAUGGACUGGCUCGUCCCAGCAGAGACAAGCCUCGGAGUCAUCCAUCAUCUGUACCCGGAGUAUUACCUGUUCGGCACAGAGGCCUGUGCCGGCUGGAGCCCGCUGGACCGAGGGGUGAAGCUGGGGAGCUGGGACCGCGCGGAGCAGUACGCACACGACAUCAUAGGGGACUUGAAUCAUCAUGUGGUGGGGUGGACGGACUGGAACCUGGCUUUGGACCAGAGUGGUGGGCCAAACUGGGUUAAAAACUUUGUGGACAGCCCUGUCAUAGUGGACGCUCAGCGGGACGUCUUCUACAAGCAGCCACACUUCUACAGCAUGGCGCACUUCAGUAAGUUCCUGUGGGAAGGGUCUCAGAGAGUGGGAGUGUCCGCCAGUCAGACAACUGAGCUGGAAUACACUGGGUUCAUCAGACCCGACGGCUCAGUAGUGCUGAUCGUACUCAACAGGUCAUCGUCUGUGAUCCAGUUUGAAGUCAGGGAUCUCGCUGUGGGCUUCAUCUCCUCGACGGCACCGGCUCGCUCGUUGCUCACGCUGGCUUGGAACACACACUGAUCAUUAGUACAAGUUCACAUUGCAAAUCCGUAUUUGAAAAAGCAUUUUAUGUUGAGAAUCUCGGUACCAAAGCUUUUUGGCAGGUUUCUAUUAAACCACUCACUCAGAUUGGGGAUUGCAGUAGCCUCAAACAUGAAUUAACUCAAAUUAUUAGAUUUUCCUUUAAAACCCUAAAAUGUUUUUUAUAAGAAAAACAGAAUCCUAUUGAAGACCUGAAAGUAAUAAUCAGUUAACUGGACUGACCUGUGCCAAGCACAACUCCUGCCUGGAUUUUGAGCGAAUGAAAUCAUAAAUAUGUACAGGAAUUGUAAAUGCCUUGUUAUUUAAUUUUAAAUAAAGUGCAAAUUGUUUAAAAAACA